This is a messenger RNA of Exophiala aquamarina CBS 119918, 360 nucleotides long. RefSeq names its product nuclear transport factor 2. Gene Ontology annotation, cellular component: nuclear pore central transport channel. NCBI's taxonomy places the organism in Eukaryota, Fungi, Ascomycota, Eurotiomycetes, Chaetothyriales, Herpotrichiellaceae. The transcript is spliced from 4 exons. Gene Ontology annotation, biological process: protein import into nucleus. The annotation marks the transcript as partial. The record is from RefSeq and is a predicted model, not a curated record.
CGUAGCUCAGAACAAUUUGUUGAUUUCUACUACAAGACCUUCGAUGGCGACCGCACCCAGCUCGCUGCUCUUUACAGAGAGGGGUCCAUGCUCACGUUUGAGAAAGAGCCAUUCCAAGGCACAGGGACCAUUGUGGAGAAGUUGAGCAACUUGCCGUUCCAGAAAGUCCAACAUCGCGUUGAUACGGUCGAUUCUCAGCCUUCGAACGAACAGGGAGCUAUCUUGGUCCUGGUCACAGGUGCUCUGAUGGUUGAUGACCAGCCACAACCAAUGAGCUAUGUCCAGACGUUCAAUCUGGUAAACGCAGACGGCAGCUACUACGUCCAGAACGACGUCUUCAGAUGUAUGCAGAGAAUCUCC